This is a messenger RNA of Triticum aestivum (bread wheat), 1685 nucleotides long. RefSeq lists its product as uncharacterized. Lineage: Eukaryota; Viridiplantae; Streptophyta; Magnoliopsida; Poales; Poaceae. Bases 510 to 893 code for a protein of 127 amino acids. The transcript has 3 exons. The record is from RefSeq and is a predicted model, not a curated record.
CCUCUGUUCAUAAACAUAAGACGUUUUGGCAGUCUAAAUUGAACUGCCAAAACGUCUUAUACAUUUAUAAACAGAGGUAGUACGUCCAAAGACAGCACCCUGUAAGAAUACCAAAAUUGGUAUCUAACAAAUAGUGUAGUACAUGUCUGUUUUCUUCUGCAUUACUGCAUGCAGUCGAGCAUUUUUGUUUCUUGACCGGGAACAAAGUACGAAAAGAUCCUAGUGUGUGUAUAGUUGAGCAAAUAAUAUACAGGAAAUAGAAGAAGGUGAACUAGUGAAGAUUGGCCUGGUUCAGUCAAGAGGAAGAACCAAGAGCUUAGAAUGGUUGGCAGUAGACGCCUGCACUAAACUGGAAUUUGCCUUAUCAAUGCCCAGUUGUGCCAUCUCUCCUGAAUGAGCUUCCAGAACUUAUGUUGAAUCAAAUUUAACCGGAUACCUGUGAUGUUAGAUAACAGUCGAAUAGGCAAACUAGAUACCAGGAUUGGCAGUCGAUUCAUGCCCUCAAAUUCAUGUUAGUGCGGUGGAGAACGGGGGCUUCCUCUUCUGGUGGAAUGGGAAAUCUCCACCUGGGGGACUGUGGUGGUCGGUGGAGCAUGUUCAGGAGGAACGGUGGCAUCAGGAUAAGGACUUGGAUUAUUGCUGAUAUGGAAGGAAGUAAAAAACUGAGGGGGAUCUGUAACACCUUUUUGACACUAGCGUCUGAUGCUCGAGAUGCUGAGGCAAGUUUUCGUGAAGCAGCUAGCGAGCCCAAGGGAACAGAACAAGCGGAUAUAAUAAGAGGGUGCGCAAGUGCACACAAGAGGCCUUACGCGUCAGGAAGUUCGGAGUAUGCAUCUAGAGCUUUUAACAUGUCGAAUUCCUCCAACUGGCUGCUCUGCGUUUCAUUUGAAUGAGAAUGGAACGGGCCCUGGUCCUGGAGACUUUUGAUCUGAGAAAUGGAAUUCUUCCAAGCGCUCUGGCUUUAGGAGCAUGCUGCUGCUGGUCAGACAAAACACCCUCUGAACUUCUCAUGACCCACUUAUAUACGUGAGGAUGCAGUUGCCUUGUUGCAGAGAUUAUUAUGCAUCAAACUGAACCACCCGUGCAAGUUAACAAUAGCCCCCCGCUUAUCUUUUUGUCAAUUUGCAAGUGUUUUUGACUUUUUUCAUGCCUGACCGACACGGCACGAGUACUUGACCAAAAGGAUUUUAGGUGAGAUUUCAACCAAGAAAGGGCGGCCAAAAUAAGGUGGACGGGAGCCUUGGGAUUGCGAUGCUACGGCCUACGGACGAGUUGCGACGGCUACAUCUUGAAGAAAAGGCACGGUAGCUUAGCCUUGCAACAUAAGCUCCGUCAGGAUAUGGAUCGCCAGUGGCAUCUCAUGAAUUGGACGUGGCAACAACCAGUUAGGUGCAAAUGCGCCACUCAACCAGACUGACAGGGAUUCCAAAGCCAGAAUGAACUUUGCCAAAUGGUCUUGUCACUUGAGAAUCUCAUGAACUUGCUUUGAGAGAGACAAGUUGGGACAGAUGAGGAGUAGCCGUUUCCAACUGUGAGACACGCUCCUGCCCACCUUACACUAUUGUAGAUCGACGGUGACCCGACAUUCCUCGUGCAGUGCUAACUGGUACUACUCCCCGCCCCCUCCUUGCGUUUAGAUGCUUUCCGAUUUUCGAUGGAGACGGUUAGGUAUUGCUCCGUCUGAA